CGAAUUGUCACUCUUUCGUUUGCAUUUUAGUUGUUUAUCUUUCAGAAUGAGACAGCUUGCCUUUGGGGCCCCAAAUGUUCCAGACACGCUGUCUCUCUGAAGAGGCUGCACCAAUCACAGACCUCAAAAAACACCUUGUCCGUACUGCAGGUGUUCAAGCACGUGUAUUAAUUAACAAGAAACCCAAACACAUAUAGUUACAUAUUUAAAACAAUUAAACAACUAUAAAUAUCUGUAUUUGUAAAACAUAACACUUCAAGCGCAUAAGAGAGAAGAUGGUCGUUUUUUUGCAACUGCUUUAAUUAGUGUCAAAAUGGUUGUGACUCUACGUCACUUCAUUUGAUAUAUCUGUUGCCCGCUGAAUGUGUUGUUUUAUUUAUUUAUUUAAUUUUUUAGUGCCUUUUAAAGCACUAGGGAAUCACAAAAAAAAGUAAAUGCUAAUAUGGCAACAUUUUUUUUUGAGUUCCAGUUGACACGCUCCCCAGUGACCAAAUUUAACCAAUAAGAUAAGGUUGUCGCGGCGCUCUCAAAGGUAGUGAAUUCUUUAAAACGCGAUGCACGGAUAUUAACUGGAAUUUUACAAAACAGGACGAGAGUGGACAAGUUGUCUGGAGAAAACAUCUUAAAGAAAAUGAUUGAAGGAGAGCAAACAGAGGAAUGUAUCUUUGCGGGUUUAAACCAGGAGAGCUUGGCAAACUUAGAAACAUGGACUCAGAAAAUGGGGAUCUCCCUGGUUCAAGUAAAUGGGCAGAGAAAAUAUGGAGGCCCCCCACCAGGUUGGACUGCAUUCCCCCCUUCCUCUGGCUGUGAGGUUUUCAUCAAUCAAAUCCCCCGGGAUGUCUAUGAAGACAGCCUCAUCCCCUUGUUCCAGCAGGCGGGCGUGCUCUAUGAGUUCAGGCUCAUGAUGAACUUCAGCGGGCAGAAUCGCGGCUUUGCCUAUGCCAAGUACACUGACCCAGAAUGUGCUGAAGCAGCCAUUCGAAUGUUUAACCGCUACGAGCUGCAGAACGGAUGCUGCAUCACGGUGCGUAAAAGCACAGAGAAACGGGUGCUGCUCCUCGAUGAGCUGCCCAGGGCUGUGGAGAAAGACAGGCUCCUGUUGCUGCUCAGAAAAUUCUCAGACGGAGUGGAGGACCUCAAAAUAAUGCCCAGCCCCAAGGGGAGUGGGAAAGCUUCUGCUGCUGUGCAGUAUGUGUCACAUCACGCUGCUGCAAUGGCAAAGAAAGAUGUAGUUGAAGAAUUUAAGAAGUAUGGCAUCUCCAUCACAGUUCAAUGGUUCAAUCAGAUAGUCAAACCAAAAACCCAGAACAACAAGAAGCUGGCUGUGGAUACCGAUCCAGGUUUUAUGAAGAAAAAGGCUGAAGUUAGCACCAGAAACAAUGUUUAUCAGAAACCAAGCUCCCAGGAUGAUGACCAGCAAUACACCUUUGAUAUAAACCAACCCUCCAAAGAGGCGAGAUUGGAUGCGGUUAACUCUUUCAAUCAGCUGUGUAUUAGCUGCCAGUUUGGCUGUCCGUGGUACGAUAUGCAGUUGCUCCGUACUGGACCAGAUGGCUACCAGUAUUUCCAUGUCAAAGUGUUUGUUCCAGGUUUACCAUUACCUUUUGAAGGAGUUGUAAAAAUCCUGGCAGGUUGCUUGGCAACAGUUCAGGAAGAGGUAAAGAUGGCAGCGGCAAGCCAAAUUCUAAAGGCCUUGUCAGUGGGGUAGUUCCUUAUAUCCUUAAAGCCAACUGGUGGCUAAUUUCUUGGGCCACUAUUUUAUGUUAAGAUUUCAUUCAGGGGUUUACUGAUUUCUUUUAAUAUAUCAUGUUUUAAUUGUUUUUAAUUAACAUUAUUUUGUUACUUUGCUUUGUAUUGUUAGUUCAUUGGUGUGUACAGAUACAGUUUGAUAUGGUUGUUAAUUUUUUACACUUAAAAGUUAAAAUGGUUGUUUUUGUUACUUUAACAAUCACAUUAUAAGGCAUUUUGAAUGUUUGCACUUAGUUCUUCACUCACUUUUUGUCUUGCAUGUUCAGUUUUUGUAA
Molecule: messenger RNA, 2024 nt
Organism: Acipenser ruthenus (sterlet)
Lineage: Eukaryota; Metazoa; Chordata; Actinopteri; Acipenseriformes; Acipenseridae
Product: dead end protein 1-like
Exons: 5
Coding region: 632-1708 (358 amino acids)
Biological process (GO): germ cell development; negative regulation of miRNA-mediated gene silencing; mRNA stabilization
Cellular component (GO): nucleus; cytoplasm
Molecular function (GO): mRNA binding
Source: RefSeq, a predicted model, not a curated record